AUGAGCAAUAAGGAACCUAUGGACGAUCUUGCGUCCCUCUUCCUAAAUAAUCCUCUCCAGCCUGUGGGUGAUGAGCCAAAUUCGGAGGACUUCUCCUUUGGGGGACGAUCUGGGGUUCCAACCCCAACGCUGAUGGGAAUGCUGAAUGUUUUAAACGAAUACUCACAAUUACCUGGCUGGCCAUCUGAGCCCGGAUUUCCGUAUGGCCCAAGUGGCUAUGGUAACUUCAAUGGACCACCCAUGGGUCAACCACGACCUUUUGAUCAAGGUUUGGGCCACACGCUGCAUUAUGCCGAGUUUAUCGCACCCGAGGCAAAUCUAUUUCAGCGUCCAAUGUAUCCUGUCUCAGCAUUUUCACCGCCUAUGGCACAGCUUGAUACAGUUUGGCAUCAGACUGACCGUGGUUUCAAGAGAGACGGCAUGAAAGAGAAUUCGAAAGACGAAAAAGAAAGUGCAAAAGACUUUCUCAACGAGGGCACUAAGGAAAGUGUGGUGGAGGGCACGAAGGAGGGGAGCCGCGCCCGGAAGAAGCGCGAUCGUCCUAAAGAAGCCCGUCGGAUAGCUGCUGCCGCUGCUGCUGCAUCAAUUGAUUAUCUGUCCGAAGCAGUGUUACGGCUUCUCGAUUUGAAGCCUGAUUUGGAUAUCAAACAAACAAAUGCUCCAGUGCUAUCAGGAUAUCUUCAAGGUAGGCUCUUUACCAACGAUCAGGACAAUUGGAACUACCUCACUGUUCUGGAAGGCGCCCCGGACACUGGGCGUCAGUACGAGCCCCAGAUGGUGGCGUGUUAUCGGCGCAAUUAUAUCACCAUUCACCUUCGGGUGGCGGCGAAAGUGGGGCGGUAUCGUCUCGAAGUAUCUGCGUGCACUGUAGGAAACGAGCUGCGACCAGUCCAGUUUCUCAUUGCUAGCAGCAAAGGUGACUCAAUGCGCACAGGAGUCGCCGAAGAAAGCAUCAGCGGUAGCCAUGUUUUUUCGAGCGACGGCAAUGAGCGUCUUUUCGUGGUUAAAAAGUUUCAAUUCAAGAGUGCCACGGCCAACAACACGAAUCUCAAUUUUCAAACCUACUACCGUAUGCGCGUGCAAUUGUAUGGAGAAGACCCAACAGGGCCUCCUUUGGCGUCUGUAUCAAGUUGUCCAAUCAUUGUGCGUGGUCGGAAUCCACUGUUCUACGAAGACCGCUGUGACAUUUUAGUGGGAACACGCAUGCUGACAGCAAGGCGACUGCGCGAACUGGAGGAUCCUUUGGAGGAAGUACCUGAGCACAAUCAAGCGAAGAAUCCAGGGGAGGAGUCAGGAGAAAAUGGUAUAAGGAACGUUGCUGAUCCCGUCAAGAAUGAAAAAUUCGAAGAAAAAAUUGGCGAAAAAGACUCAGGAGCCCCUGUUGCUAUUGUUGAUACAAAAAAUUUCAACGAAAAGGAAUUCAGCAACACAAACGGAGGAAUAAUCGACGAAAGUAAUAGUCCCAAAAUCGGCAGCCCAGAGGGCAACCAGAAUUCUGAUAGUAGCCCAGCAAGCGAAAGCGAUUCUGAACCACCACAAUCAGGUACAGUUGGCGAGGCACUUUCAGGAAAACUGGGCCGCUACCACUACUUCCCGAUCCUGAAUGUCUACUACAUGCCUCCAAUAAAUGUGGUAUACUUUCCACAUGGGGCCCACCAGGCGCAAUCAGACCGGACACUCGCGCCGCAACUGGUGGAUCUGGAGCGCCGACUGUCUCGAGUAUAUUUCCGUUGA
Clavispora lusitaniae ATCC 42720 is the source of this 1734-nucleotide messenger RNA. It is a transcript of the gene REP1, whose product is annotated as Rep1p. The record is from RefSeq and is a predicted model, not a curated record. NCBI's taxonomy places the organism in Eukaryota, Fungi, Ascomycota, Pichiomycetes, Serinales, Metschnikowiaceae. Gene Ontology annotation, molecular function: DNA binding; DNA-binding transcription factor activity. Gene Ontology annotation, biological process: meiotic cell cycle; positive regulation of transcription by RNA polymerase II. Gene Ontology annotation, cellular component: nuclear chromosome.